CAGAACCAACUUCCAUCCACAAUCGUCAGCAUCUGAUUCGAAUCUCCGCGGUAGUCCCUUGUCACCUUCGUAAUCGGAUUACUCAAAAAUAUUUAUCUUUCCGCCAAAAACCAAACCGUGAUGUGAGUUGAAACAAUGCGCGCAUAUUUUACCGGUCCGCCGACUGUACACACGUAACUUCAACGCCGAAGAGUUGUGUAGAUUUGCCGGAUUUUCACGGAGACUUCGCAGUUUUCCUCAUCACGUGUGCAAAACAGUGUUUUCUUCGAACCUUUUGUUAACCCUCCUGGAGUCUCUUGCGUGAAACAAAUGAAUCUGUUCGUACAUGGAAACUUUGCUGAAGAACUGGACAUCGGAGGGCAGAAUUGAACAGAUUCAUGCCGAACACUGCUGUAAAGUGACAUCUCUCAUGGACAUUCCGAAGUAAGAGUACCUCAAAUACAUUUGGAUUCUUAUUCCAUCAACGUAGAACUACCAAUGCGUCAGCAACAAACCUCGAGUAACAAGAUCACAUCAUAAAUGGAUUCAAAGUGCAAUAUUAGAUGUGAAUCGAUAUAUUUUAUUUAGUGCUGGGAAACUAACAAGUCUACCUAUGAUGUGAUGUGAUCAGUGACAAAUCCGGGUGGAACAGUGCAAUAAUAUACAACUAAGUGACAUUUUCGAAGAUAUUCAGGUAUAAAUAGUGUUCAAUAAUGUGUAUAAUUAUGAUACUAAAUAACUGCAGUGAAAACGAAUCGUUAAGUAUGCAUGAGAAAAAAUGUGAAUUCUUCAGGGUCUGAGCUUAUCGAUGUACAAUAAUUAAUUCAAGAUUCAAAUUGAUCUGAAUAGGAAAUAUAUGAGAAAGUUGUUUGGUGAAUGGUAGGUGCCAAUUAAAAUUGAAUCAUUGAGGAUUGAAUUGAUUUGAAAUGAGAAGUGUUUUUCGCCUACUGUAGACACAAAAAUGAGAGUAAAUGUUAUUGUGACUUUGAGUGAUCUGGAGCGAAGAGAUGGAAAGUGUUUUCUCGUGUACUGUGGACACUAGUUGUGGUUAGAAGAGGAAAGAUGCGUGGAAAACUUCAACAACCAGGCAAUCCGCACCUGGUGGAGGACGAGGAUGAAGAAGAGGAGGAAGAGGGGGAGGAGGAGGAUGAGUUUUUGGGACUGAAGCCGCCUCGACCGAGUCCGCCUGUCUUGGAGUCGAGCGGCGGGUUUUGGAUGGCGGCAGUUACGGCCGCCUCCGGGGGCGGUCCGGGAAUUGACGGGGUGCCCCCGGGGCCCCUGGGUCCGAUGGGCGGCGAGACAGGAUUCAUCAGCAGUCAGCCGUCAAUGGCCGAGUUCAUCCUGCCGCAUCACCUGCAGGACAUGCCACCCGGACCCCCCAUGAGCCCCUCUGGACAGGGGUAUCCCCCGGGGCUCGUCGAUCAGCCUCCGCCCGGUGUCAACGUUCAGGAGUAUCCCUGGAUGAAGGAGAAGAAGACCACUCGCAAAAGCAGUCAGCAAGAGAAUGGCCUGCCGAGGAGAUUGCGCACUGCUUACACGAAUACUCAACUUCUGGAGCUGGAAAAAGAGUUCCACUUCAAUAAGUACCUGUGCAGGCCUCGUAGAAUUGAAAUUGCUGCUUCAUUAGAUCUCACUGAAAGACAGGUGAAGGUGUGGUUCCAAAACAGGCGGAUGAAGCACAAAAGGCAGACACUCAGCAAGCAGUCAGAGGAUGGCGACGACAAGGACUCGCAGAGUUCGGGUGGCAAGGGCGGCAAGGGGAGUGACAAGAGCCUCCUGCUCUCAGACGAAGCCGCCAAGAAAAGCUGUCAAAACUGUGAACUUCCUGGUGGUGUGCUCGGUGAUCAUAUAGGGCGUGGACCUCUUAGCAAUAACAACAAUAAUAAUAACACAAACAAUAACAAUACAGCCAAUAGUAAUAGUAAUAGUGGGGCAAGCAGUGUGACUAGCACCAGUUCGAGUCUGGAGAAGCUGGAAGAGGACUCAAGGUCAAACACUUCACCAGGUCCGGGCAUGUUGCCUGGGAAGGUAGUUGUGAAAGUUGAGGGGAAUUCCAUGUGUUCAGCGUCUCCAGGCAGUGGAACGGGCGCUAAGAAGGGUAAUGCUCUUGUGAAAACACCUUGCACCACACCGGACCUAUCGGCCGGGGCUACGAACUUGUAUCAGGGUCCUCAAAAUCGGCCAAGGAGUUCUCCAACCGCCGCCACUGCGAUUGCAACGGUGACCGCCUCUGUGACAAGUGCCCUCCAGCAGCCUCCCAUGAUGGCGCCUUCCUCCUUGGUGCAAAUCGUUCGUUGCACCGCUCCCACAGGAUUCCCCUCCCCUCCACAGCAAGCCAGAGCUGUGGGAGAUUACAGUACAAGGAUGACUGCUGCCCAAUCCUACUCAGCAAGACAACAAAACCCUGUGUCCUACACAAGAGAUGCCUACCAGCAAAGACUAUCCUACAACUCACCUGAAACCCCUCCCACACCUUACCGCGCCCAAGGCCCCACUCCUAGACAAAAUGGUCUCAACAAUCUAGUUCCUCGCAAUGUCAACCAACUACCAACACACCAUCCCAGCUCAAGAACCUAUCCUCAAAACCAAACCUCCACCCAGAUACAACAGCAGCAACAGUAUUGUGGGCCUAUGUACAAUGGGUACACGCAGACUGAUUCCUAUGCAAGUCAAGGAUACCAUAGGUAUCAAGGUAGUGGGUACCAGGAUCAUGAGCCAUACUUAUCGUCCCCUGGUAGUACUAACUAUGGAAGUGCUGGAUACCAGGGGAAUUUGGCUGCCUACAACACUGAAUUACAUAGUCAUCAGAUACAACAACAUCAUGCUCAACAGCACCAGGAUGCUUCAAACUAUUACUACCAGUCUCAACAGCAUCAAGGACAAACACAGACACAACAACACCUGGAUUACACACCACCCAACAGCAACAAGAUGCAGCAGGGCUCGUCGUACUACAGUGGUACCACCUCUACAGACACACAUCCCCAGUCGCAGACUCAGUUCGCCCAAGAUCAGUUCCAGUCAGCGGCUGUGAUGACCCCUCCUAGCAGCGUGCGGACUGACUCGUCAGGUGACCACUUCAAUUCGUUCCACCACUUCUACAGCGAGCCACCCCCGCACUCGCAGCAUCAUCCUGGCGAAAACAGCAACAGUUCUUCGGACUUCAACUUUCUCACCAACCUAGCCAACGACUUCGCGCCAGAAUACUAUCAGCUCAGCUGAGAUAUGUUAGCCAUGUAAAAAGUAGAUAGCUCUCUAUUCUGCAUCCGUUCUUCGAUACAGGAUGAAUGAUCUAGGUAUUGGCAAACUCUUAUUCAAGUUCACUACCCCAGAAAAUGAGUUAUUCGAGUUAGCUUCCACAGAAAGGUAGUUUAUUCAAGUUCGCUUCCACAGAAAGGAGGUGAUUGAAAAGCCUAGACAAUUUUAGAUAAAUUUCAUGAGAUAUUAUCACAUUUAGUAGGCAUAUAUAUGGCCAACAGUAGGCCUGCAUGAGGCUCAAUGUAGACCUUACAUUCUGAUAUUAAAAAGUUUCAGUAUUAUACUGCUCUAAACAACUAUAUAGAAUAAUGUAAUUUUACAUUAUAUUUUUCAUGAUUGUUCUCUGAUGCUAAAAUUUACUGGUUUGGUUGGUUUCAGAUUAACGGUAUUUUGGAAAUCUUACUUACAUUAUGCUUGGCGCUAAAGCUAUCAGAGCAUACAUGAACUGGAGUUCAGUUUCAUAAAUUUGUUAAACCGAGUCGAAUCACAAAGUAGCCUAUUAGUUCUCUUUGGAAAGUCUAUUUGGGAAUUGCAAAAAAUUUGGUACUCUGAAAUCUUCAAUAGGAGAACUAAUUGAAAACUGUGAGUGUUACAUAAUAUUCACUUUUCUUUAUAAUUUACUGUAGAACUUUACAAAUAAUUUCAAACUAUAGAGCUAUAAGAGAACUAUGUAGUACUGAAGCUUGGUUGAAUAUCUAAUUGCUUGAUCCCGGUGAUUAAGAUCAUUCAUUCUAUUUAAGAACGGAUGCAGCAUAAUUCUUGUUCGAAUUAUGUAAAUAAGUGUAUAAUAAACCUAGAAACGGUAAAAUAUUUCAUAUAGGGACCCAUUGCUUCUCUGAUCAAUCCUUAAAUAUUGUUAUGCAUAGUUUAAUAUUACUGUUAAAAUAGUAAGAAAUAGAUGGAAAUGCUACCGUAAAUAUAAAUAUGAUAAAAGACGAGGGUUGAGUCACAGUAUUUCCAAUAAUAAUAUUGUUUAGUUAUUUGUUGAUCAAUUAUCUCAAUAGAUUAUUUUAGACAAGAGGACAAGUGCAAUCAAUUUCAGUUCUUUGGAGAUCUGAAUGCUUUCCUAUGGGUAUUAAUAAAACGGUUAAACAAGGGGCUCACUAGUGAUUAUUAUUGAGUGUUAAUCAAAAAAAAGGCUUAAUUAGCCUCCACCAAAAAAUUAUUUUCAGAGAAACAAGAGUUAAUAAUAUUAUACAAAUGAAUUUCCCGGUGAAAUAUUCAAAUAAGAUCUCCAAAAAAAUAGAAACACAUUUAAAGAUAUUAGAAAUCGAUAUCAUGAGAAAUGCUUGGAAUACAAAAUAAACUUUGUAUGAUUUUUUCAAACACUUUGUAUACCAAAUACAGAACUUCACUUCUACCCGAUUUCAAAACAUUCUAUGAAUCUCUAGAUCUCAAUAGAAAAUUUCCAAAUAAUUAUUAUAAUAUACCAUUUCAUUUUCCAUCUGAAAGAAACGUUGUCAUAGCUUAAUGCUGAAUCGCUAGUCGAAGUUUGCUUUUAACCACCCAAAAUCAAAUAAGAAACUCGACUAACGACUUAUUGGAAUGAACCUUAGAAGCUCUAGAUCGAUCCACAAUCUUAAUAUCUCAAUUCAUAUUAUUUAUUCCAUUACCGAAUGAUUCCUGCUACACAAAUUGCUUAUGGACUGCAAGCUUUCCAAUGCUGCAAUCAUAAUAAUUAUUAUGGAAUACGAACUAAAUGGCAUUAAAUUAUAGAAGUUCACUUUCCUCUGAUCUCCUGUUUCAAAAGGUUUCUUGUGAGAACUAAUUAAAUUUCUACACAUCAAUAAAAUGUGAGCCUAUAGAUACUCAUGUAUGAAUCUUCAACAAGGAUCUACCAUAACUAGCUGACUCGCAAGAGUCACCAGCAUUCUAUAAAAUCUGUGUUUAAACAUAAUGUUAUUUGAUACAAUGGUUAUUUUUAAUGUUUUGACACAGCGUACUGUACAGUUUUAAAACACUAUUGUAAUAAUAAACUAAAUGGUUCUCA
Messenger RNA from Nilaparvata lugens (brown planthopper), 5227 nucleotides. It is a transcript of the gene pb, whose product is annotated as homeotic protein proboscipedia. NCBI's taxonomy places the organism in Eukaryota, Metazoa, Arthropoda, Insecta, Hemiptera, Delphacidae. Bases 1042 to 3201 code for a protein of 719 amino acids. The transcript has 4 exons. Gene Ontology annotation, molecular function: DNA binding; DNA-binding transcription factor activity, RNA polymerase II-specific. Gene Ontology annotation, biological process: regulation of DNA-templated transcription. The record is from RefSeq and is a predicted model, not a curated record.